This is a messenger RNA of Lathyrus oleraceus (garden pea), 1313 nucleotides long. Its product is annotated as SNF1-related protein kinase regulatory subunit beta-2. NCBI's taxonomy places the organism in Eukaryota, Viridiplantae, Streptophyta, Magnoliopsida, Fabales, Fabaceae. Bases 278 to 1063 code for a protein of 261 amino acids. The transcript has 5 exons. Gene Ontology annotation, molecular function: protein binding. The record is from RefSeq and is a predicted model, not a curated record.
UUUUCAUUUACUUUAAAACAUAGAAAAGGGACAAUUCCAUAUAUAGAGAGAGAAAGAGUGUGGUUAAUGAAACAUUAAAAAAAAACAUAAAACAACAUUGUUUCUAUAACAACAAUGUCACUCUUCUACCUUAAGUCAAUUCCUAGUAUGCUUUCAAAGUUUUUGUUCAUUAACAUGAAUAUUUUCUUCUACUUUACUCUGUUUCUGUGAUGGAUGGUUUGAUUUGAAGGAUUUUUUAUAUUACAAAACAAAAUCUGGGUUUGUAAGUGAGUUUGUGAUGGGAAGUAAUAGUAGAAGAAAAGAUGGUGAAGGAACUUCUGGAAUCAAAAGGGUUGAAGAAGAAGAUGAUGAUAAUUAUGAAUAUGAACAACAUAUGAAUUUUAUGCCUUCUCAAAUUCUUCUUGACAUGCAACAGGUCCCUGGAAUGAUGAGACAAGUUGAAUCGCCACAAAGAUGGAUGCACAACGGAUAUGUAGAAACAAUGGUUCAUGAAAGAUUGAAAAGUGUGAGGAUUGUAUGGAUUCAUGGAGGUACCAAUGUUGCUAUUGCAGGUUCCUGGAACAACUGGGAAAUAACAGAGACCUUGCAGAAUGUAGGUCAACACUUUGUGAUUGUGAAAACACUUCCAAUAAGAAUCUAUCAUUACCGUUUCAUCGUAGACGGUUAUUGGACACACGCUCCAGAGUUUCCAUACGAUCUCGAUGAUUCGGGUUAUAUCUACAAUAUAUUGGAUUUGCAGGAUUAUAUCCCGAUAAGAGUACAAAAUUCUGAAGAUCCAUCAUCGCCUCCGUCGAGUUACGAUAACAUAUUCUUAAAUGAAGAUGAUUUCAACAAACCUCCACCAGAAUUACCACCACAACUACAAGUUACAAUAACACAAGAAGCCGCGUCCACGAGCGAUGCUGGUACGGUUUCGGUCCCUAGUUUAACACAUGUGGAUUUGAAUCAUCUAUACAUUCACAAAUCUGAUGAUGAACAAUUUGUGGCACUAAGAUCAACUCAUAGGUUUCAACAAAAAUUUGUCACUACAGUAAUGUACAAGUCCCUGCACAGAGAAAGAUAAUGCAACAUUUUACUAUCUCUAUUGAACUUUCUUUGAGAACAUUUUUUUAUGGUCAUUGAUCUAAUAUGUAGAAAAUUGAUUGGAAUAGGUGAAUUAUAAGAAUUUAUUUUCUUGUGAUAAAGUUUAGAAAUUGUUAUUUAUUUAUUAUGGAAGUUAGUAUAUUCAUAGCACUAGUCCUCUUUGGAAAUUGAAUGUAUGAUGACAUAAUGUUUGGAAGGAGUUAUUUAUUCAAGUUUAACAAGUAUUACUA